Hippocampus comes (tiger tail seahorse) is the source of this 1916-nucleotide messenger RNA. RefSeq names its product methylcrotonyl-CoA carboxylase subunit 2 (gene mccc2). Gene Ontology annotation, biological process: L-leucine catabolic process. Gene Ontology annotation, cellular component: mitochondrion; methylcrotonoyl-CoA carboxylase complex. The record is from RefSeq and is a predicted model, not a curated record. The transcript has 17 exons. NCBI's taxonomy places the organism in Eukaryota, Metazoa, Chordata, Actinopteri, Syngnathiformes, Syngnathidae. Bases 1 to 1695 code for a protein of 564 amino acids. Gene Ontology annotation, molecular function: methylcrotonoyl-CoA carboxylase activity.
AUGCUUCUUCAGAUGGUUAAGCCGCUGCUGCUCCGUUAUAGGAGUCCCCUCCUGGCUUGGACGAGAUGUUAUCACGGUGACAAAGUCGCCCGGCUCGGCUCUCAGCCUGACAAACACUCCGCCGACUAUCAGGAGAAUUAUGAGCGGAUGCAAGCCCUUGUUGAUGAAUUGAAAAGCCGGACGGAGAAGAUUAAAUUAGGUGGUGGAGAAAAAGCCAGAAAACUUCACACUUCCCGCGGUAAACUCUUACCCAGAGAACGCAUCGAUAGACUCCUGGAUCCAGGGACUCCUUUUUUAGAACUUUCCCAGUUUGCGGCGUACGAGUUGUAUGGAAAAGAGGAAGUGCCAGCAGGCGGGAUGAUAACUGGGAUUGGACGAGUGUCUGGGGUAGAAUGUGUCAUUGUUGCCAACGAUGCCACGGUCAAAGGCGGGACGUACUACCCCAUUACAGUCAAGAAGCAUCUUCGUGCACAAGAAAUCGCCCAGCAGAACCAUUUGCCCUGCAUCUACUUAGUGGACUCAGGAGGCGCCAAUCUUCCCAGACAGGCAGACGUUUUUCCCGACAGAGAUCACUUUGGACGUAUUUUCUUCAACCAGGCCAGGCUGUCAUCCGAGGGAAUAGCGCAGAUUGCCGUGGUGAUGGGCUCCUGCACUGCUGGUGGAGCGUACGUCCCCGCCAUGGCGGAUGAAAGCAUCAUUGUCAGGAAACAAGGAACUAUUUUCCUUGGUGGACCUCCACUGGUCAAAGCUGCUACCGGAGAGCAAGUUUCCGCUGAGGACCUCGGAGGUGCCGAUCUUCACUGCAGGAAGUCCGGUGUGACAGACCAUUACGCCUUAGAUGACAACCAUGCUCUUCAUUUAGCGCGGAAGGCCGUACGAAGCCUCAAUUACAAGAAAAAUCUAGAUGUUACUACGGAACCCACCGAAGCUCCUCUUUACCCUGCAGACGAACUCUAUGGCAUUGUUGGAGACAAUCUCAAACGGAACUUUGACGUUAGAGAGGUCAUUGCCAGAAUUGUUGACGGAAGUAAAUUUGAUGAAUUCAAGGCAUUCUAUGGAGACACGCUUGUGACAGGAUUUUCCAGAAUUUUCGGUUACCCCGUCGGAAUCAUCGGCAACAACGGAGUGCUGUUUUCAGAAUCUGCAAAAAAGGGCACUCAUUUCAUCGAGUUAUGUUGCCAGCGAAACAUUCCACUUAUUUUCCUGCAAAACAUAACAGGUUUCAUGGUGGGCAGAGAAUAUGAAGCCGGAGGUAUCGCCAAGGAUGGCGCUAAGAUGGUCACUGCUGUUGCCUGCGCGAAUGUCCCCAAGAUGACCGUCAUCAUCGGCGGCUCGUACGGAGCAGGCAACUACGGCAUGUGCGGACGAGCCUACAGCCCCCGAUUCCUCUACAUGUGGCCAAAUUCCAGGAUCUCCGUCAUGGGCGGAGAGCAGGCCGCCACCGUCCUGGCCACCAUCACCAAGGAUCAGCGAGCCAGAGAGGGAAAGGAGUUCACAGCAGAGCAGGAAGCCGCCAUGAAGGAACCAAUAGUGCGGCGAUUUGAAGAAGAAGGAAGUCCCUACUUCUCCAGUGCCAGACUGUGGGAUGACGGAAUUAUUGAUCCUGCUGACACUCGCCUGGUGUUGGGACUGAGUCUGAGUGCAGCACUUAACGCACCAACAAAGAAGACCCGUUUCGGAGUGUUCCGAAUGUGAUACACCCAGCCUGGACCCCGUGUAUACUGGUCGUCGUCCUUUUGGGUUCGUGUUCUGCGUCACACAAAAACAGGAGAACUACAGUAGCAGAAUAUUGUUUAUAUUUUGGUGAUUGGAUGAUGUACUGAGAUCUUAUCAAGGCCCAGUGUGAACUUGUGCCUUAACUGUUACAAUUUGUAAAUGACUCUGUCCUUUAAAUAUCAUAAAUUGUCGAAACAAAA